GCCGUGACGUCCUUGGCGUGGCUGCAGGGGAGGCCGCGGCGGGGAAAAUGGCGGACGGAAAGGCGGGAGAGGAGAAGCCUGAAAAGCCGCAGCGAGCUGGAGCCGCCGGAGUUAAUUCAUGGGAGCCUCUUCUACUGCCACACAAUCUCAGUUCCUGCUGUAUACUCUAACAAACAGUGGAAGAGACUGUUGGGUUCAGUAGGUGACAACUGCAGAGGUAUCUUCUUUAUAACGAUGCUUUUUGAGGUUGCUGCUCCCAUCAAUCUGCUCAGUAAAAAUAGCUCAUCUUGUAAUGGAGGGGAAAAUUCCAGUCGCAGCGCUGAGAAGCGAUCAGCUGAAGAAGAAGCUGCAGACCUCCCUACAAAGCCUACAAAGAUCUCCAAGUUUGGAUUUGCCAUAGGUAGUCAGAUGACAAAGAAAGCCUCAGCCAUAUCCAUCAAACUUGGCUCAAGUAAACCUAAGGAAACCGUUCCAACUCUUGCUCCAAAAACCCUUUCAGUAGCAGCAGCCUUUAAUGAAGAUGAAGAUAGUGAACCAGAGGAAAUGCCUCCAGAAGCAAAGAUGAGGAUGAAGAAUAUUGGAAGGGAUACACCAACAUCAGCAGGACCAAAUUCCUUCAAUAAAGGAAAGCAUGGGUUUUCUGAUAACCAGAAGCUAUGGGAGCGAAAUAUAAAAUCUCAUCUUGGAAAUGUCCAUGACCAAGACAAUUAAAUGAUGUGUUUUGAAAUUGGGGUAUGGGGUGGGUGUAAAGUUAAAAGGAACAGUUUCCUUUUUUAAAGAAUGGUAUAAGACUAUCUUUGGAGCCGCCUUUUUUUUUUCUUUUUCUUUUUUUAAAGAUUGAGUGGUACACUAAUAAAUGAGAAUUUGAAAUUAGAGGUAAUUUAUGUUUUAUAUACAGAUUUCAAGACAUUUGCUAAUUUUGUAGUUUCACGUGAUUAGUUUCCAAAGGUUAUAGAUGAUUAAAAAAAUCAUAAAUGGUACCUUUCUAAGAAUUGCAUAUUUUUUUAGACACAACUACUAGCACAUUAAGAGGGAAGCAAAAAGUUGUCUAUUUAAACUGUAGGCAGUUACUCUCUAACUUAACUCCCUUGUUAACCUAAAGUCUGGCUCCCAGGAACAGCCUUAUAGAGAAGGGAGUAUUGUAUUGGGAGGAAAAUGUUGCUGGACUAUUGACUGAGAAAGUAAAUUAGAUAAAAAUUAAAAUACAGCUUUUUUUUUUCCUAAUGGGCAUUUGUUUUGUUUCGAAUCAUCAUAAACUAGUUAUUGCAUUGCUAUCAGUGGAUACAGAUGCUUAGCUCUUUAAAAAGAACAUUUUAAAAUUUUAUGUAAACUGUUGAGUAUUUAAAAUAGCCCACUUCACUUUAAAGGGUCUUGUCUACCUUUGAUAGUCUUCAAAGAACAACCAUUUGCUACCAAAGUAAAUCAGUAUUUUGAAUGUGCUUCUCUUGGUUUUUGUUAUUAGCUAGUUCCUGUAAGUAUUUCCACCAGAUCUUCAGGCAAAUCAUAAGGAAGCUGUUUCUUUUAAAAUAACAAACCACCACCAAAAAUUUAAAUGUACAUAAUAGUUAAAUAUUUGGCUGUUCUUAUUUUUUAAAGGAUAUAAACACCAAAAAAAAAAGGCAACAUUGUAUGAAGAUGGAAAAUAAGAAAGAUGCACUUUCUGUAACUUUAUCAAAGCAUUUAUGUUACUAACUUGUGAAAUCCAAUUUGAUUUGAACUUAUUACAGGAAUUCUUAUUUAGCACAAUAAUAUUGUUUCUUUUAACUGUAUACAUAUUAACCAGUGGCCUCUUUAAAAGCACAUUUUAGAUACUGAAAAUAAAAAGAAAGAAAAUGCAUCUUUAAACAUAUUUUAUGGAAUCUUUGACCACAUAUACUUUGUUAAUCUUUGUGUUGUAGGAUUGUGUUUAUUUUGUAUUUUUGUAUUGUAUAUGAAUUCUUUUUUUAAUGUGACAGUUGAACACAUCUUUAAAAGCAUAGUCACACAUAAAAGAAACAUACAGUAUAAUGAUUUCCUUGAAAACUCUUACAAUGUUAGAUUUGGAGGCAGCUUCAUACUGUUUAAUUGGUGAUAACUACUCUCUGAGCUCUUUUAAUAGGUAAUAACUCCAGAGAAGCAGCCUGUAUAUAUUCCUAAUACUUUGUUCACUUGCAUAUGAGUUUAGAGUAAGCCCCAAGUAAAACAAUGGAAAUGUAUAUAGAACGAUUAGUUCUUACUUACAUGGUUUAAUUAUAUCAAGAUACAUGAAUUUAACUUGCUUUAACGUAGGCAAACUUCCCAUUUUUGUUCAUUUUAAUGUUUAUGUUGAAAUAACAUCCCAAAACGACUGAGAUGAAUGUCUUUACUAAAAUACCAAUAAAUUUGUCCAACUCUA
Messenger RNA from Orcinus orca (killer whale), 2374 nucleotides. It is a transcript of the gene PCNP, whose product is annotated as PEST proteolytic signal containing nuclear protein. Gene Ontology annotation, cellular component: nucleus. Gene Ontology annotation, biological process: proteasome-mediated ubiquitin-dependent protein catabolic process; protein ubiquitination. The transcript has 6 exons. NCBI's taxonomy places the organism in Eukaryota, Metazoa, Chordata, Mammalia, Artiodactyla, Delphinidae. Bases 235 to 711 code for a protein of 158 amino acids. The record is from RefSeq and is a predicted model, not a curated record.